Hypanus sabinus (Atlantic stingray) is the source of this 2640-nucleotide messenger RNA. RefSeq names its product extracellular calcium-sensing receptor-like. Gene Ontology annotation, cellular component: membrane. The record is from RefSeq and is a predicted model, not a curated record. NCBI's taxonomy places the organism in Eukaryota, Metazoa, Chordata, Chondrichthyes, Myliobatiformes, Dasyatidae. Gene Ontology annotation, biological process: G protein-coupled receptor signaling pathway. Gene Ontology annotation, molecular function: G protein-coupled receptor activity. Bases 1 to 2640 code for a protein of 879 amino acids. The transcript is spliced from 7 exons.
AUGAAGGCGAAGCUCCAGGCGGGGCAAGCCGAGGGGCCAGGCAAGGCAAGAGGACAGGCGAGACAACGCGAGGCGAGGCAAGGCUCCAGGCGAGAAACACAUGGAAUCACUUGCAAACGUCAAGCAAAAGUUAAUUUGCCGGAUUUAUCCAAGAAUGGGGAUAUCAUUCUCGGAGGAAUAUUCACCAUGCAUUUAGAUCUAAUUCAAGACCUCAAUUCGUUUACCUUUUCCCCGAAAAGCACCAAGUGCAAAAGUUUUGGGUUUGCAAGCUUCCGACUGGCUCAAACGAUGAUUUUUGCCAUUGAAGAAAUAAACCAGAAUGAGAAUCUACUGCCGGGCAUCACACUCGGUUAUCAGAUUCACGAUGAUUGCGCGUCCUCCACGAUUGCCUCAAAAGCAGCACUCGCUUUGAUCAACGGAGAACAAGAAUCAAUUGAAUACCCCGAACGUACAGGUUCCUCUAACGUGGCUGCCAUUAUUGGCUGUGGUCCAUCUACGAAUUCUAUUGUAACUGCAAGGACAAUUGGGUCCUUCGGGAUCCCGAUGGUUAGUUACUACUCCACCUGCUCCUGUCUCAGCAAUAAGAAAGAAUACCCAACGUUUUUCAGAACUAUUCCCAGCGACCAGUAUCAGUCCAAAAUUCUCGCUGAACUAGUAAGAACCUUCGGCUGGACUUGGAUUGGAACAAUUAGAAGUAACACCGACUAUGGUAAUUUCGGAAUGCAAGGAUUUGUGGAACAUGCAGAGAAGUUUGGGAUCUGCAUUGCGUACUCUGAGUCAUUUUACAGAACCGAUCCGGCACAGAAAAUCAGUAAAGUAGUCCAGGUAAUUAAACAGGCAUCUACUAAAGUGGUAGUCGCCUUUGUUGACGAUGGUGACAUGCGAAUUUUAUUGAAAGAGAUGAUGCAUCAAAAUGUAACCGGUAUACAAUGGAUUGGAAGUGAGGCGUGGGUGACAAGAAAUUUUCUUCCGGCAGAAGAAAGAGCAAUUUAUCUCACUGGGACAAUUGGUCCGGCCACCCCAAGGAUAGAGAUAGAUGAUCUCAGAGAUUAUCUUCAGAAUGUCCAUCCUUCCAACUUUCCUGACAAUAUUAUGGUGACGGAGUUCUGGGAAACUCUGUUCACAUGCUCUUUUACCAGAGACAAUGGGACAAGCGCGGAAAGCUCUCCAGGUCAAAUUCGGCAAUGCACCGGGAAGGAACACGUGGAAGAGGUAGAAAAUGACUACUUUCCGGUGAUAAUGGAUGGGAGUUCAUACCAUGUAUAUUCAGCUGUCUACUCCAUCGCUCAUGCCCUCCACAAUCUGUUUACCUGUGUAGAAGGCAACGGACCCUUUAUGAAUAAUACAUGCGCGCAAAUUGCAAAUAUCGAUUCAUGGCAGUUGAUGCACUACCUCCGUACCGUGAACUUCACAGCUAAGACGGGCGAAACCGUAUACUUUGAUAAAAAUGGAGACCCAGUUCCAAGAUACGAAUUUGUGAACUUACAAGCGAAUUUCAAGGGCAGCGUUGACAUUGUGAGCGUCGGAUAUUACGAUGGCUCGGCUACGCCAGGGCGCGAACUAAUGAUGAACUUUGGAGAUAUCGUGUGGAGUACGACCGGGAAUAAGAUCCCACGGGCAAUUUGCUCAGAGCCCUGUCUUCCUGGAACACGAAAAGUCAGCCGGAAAGGGCAGCCAGUAUGUUGUUUUGACUGUGCUGAGUGCGCCGAUGGUGAGAUCAGUAAUGUCACCGAUUCCAUUGAUUGUAUCAAGUGCCCCUCGAAGUACUGGUCCAAUCGGGCAAAAACAAAAUGUGUUCUCAAGAAGGUUGAGUUUCUUUCCUUUAGAGAACUUCUGGGAUUUGUACUAGUCACACUUGUUCUAAUGGGUGUGGGAUUUACAUUGGCCAUCGCUGCUAUUUUCUACCAGUAUCGGGAAACCCCAGUAGUCAAAGCGAACAACUCUGAACUCAGUUUUUUGCUCCUUUUUGCUCUCCUCCUUUGCUUUAUUGUAUCGCUUGCCUUCAUUGGAGAACCUUCCGGUUGGUCAUGCAUGCUGCGCCGCACAGCUUUCGGAGUUGUGUCCGUGCUUUGCAUUUCCUGCAUUUUGGGCAAAACCAUACUUGUCGUGGUUGCAUUUACAGCAACAUUUCCCAAUAGCAGUGUGAUGAAGUGGGUCGGACCAACGCAGCAACGUCUAGGUGUCUUAGGUCUUACCUUUUUGCAAGGUUUAGUGUGCGUUGUCUGGGUAAGUGUGUCACCUCCCUACCCACUGGAAAACAUGAGUCAUUAUAGAGACAUCAUUAUUCUGGAAUGUAACGUGGGCUCAUUGACCGCAUUUUACUUAGUGUCAGCCUAUAUUGCGUUGUUGUCCAUCGUGUGCUUAUUGCUUGCAUUCCUUGCCCGGAAUCUACCGGACAAUUUUAACGAUACCAAGUACAUCACCUUUAGCAUGCUGAUCUUUUGCGCUGUUUGGAUAACUUUUAUUCCAGCUUACGUGAGCUCUCCAGGAAAGUACACCGCUGCCGUAGAGGUGUUCGCUAUCUGGGCAUCGAGCUUCGGUCUGCUCCUGUGCAUUUUUGCACCGAAAUGUUACAUUAUCUUACUGAAACCGGAAAAGAAUACAAAGAAAAAUAUGAUGGAUAAAGUGACUUCAUUGUAA